Molecule: messenger RNA, 1179 nt
Organism: Pundamilia nyererei
Lineage: Eukaryota; Metazoa; Chordata; Actinopteri; Cichliformes; Cichlidae
Product: serum paraoxonase/arylesterase 2-like
Exons: 9
Coding region: 52-1122 (356 amino acids)
Molecular function (GO): arylesterase activity
Source: RefSeq, a predicted model, not a curated record
UGUUGCAGUUUUUAAGUCCGUUUGAAAACCUUUCCUCCUCCAGAUUUCAAAAUGGGAAAGCUGGCAUACAUUUCACUUUUUGUAGCUGCCUUGUCGGUGCUGUUAGGAGAGAGAUUUAUCAACCUCAGGAAAAGGUGCCUUGCUACUAGAGAGAUCGUCCCGAAACACCUCCCCAACUGUGUUGCACUCAAAAAUCUGGAUUAUGGAUCGGAGGAUAUAACGAUCCUGGAAAACGGGCUUGCCCUUAUCAGCACUGGUCUGAAGUUUCCUGGACUGCCUUCCUCAGAUGUGCCUGGAAAGAUAUUUCUGCUUGAUCUACAGGAUUCUCAGAUGAAACCAGUAGAGCUCCGCAUGCCAAGGAACUUUGAUCUUGACUCUUUCAACCCUCAUGGCAUCAGUGUAUACAUCGAUCCAAGUGAUAGCACAGUCUACCUGUUUGUUGUCAAUCAUCCUCAACAAAAAAGCCAAGUGGAGCUAUUCAAGUUUGUGGAGGAGGACCGUGCCCUAGAGCACCUGAAAACCAUUAAACAUGAACUUCUCUACAGCGUAAAUGAUAUUGUUGCAGUGGGAGUGGAUAGCUUCUAUGCAACAAAUGAUCACUAUUUUAACCAAGAAAUCCUGAAAGUAUUUGUGGAGCCUUUACUGCCUCUGACGUGGGCUAAUGUUGUGUACUAUAGUACUGAGGAGGUAAAAGUGGUCUCUGAGGGUUAUUUCUUUGCAAAUGGAAUCAACAUGUCACCAGACAAAAGGUAUAUUUAUGUCGUAGAAUUUUUUGAUCAAAAAGUGCACGUGUUGGAGCGGAAAGAAGACAAUUCAUUGGCCAACGUCAAGUCUGUUGCUGUGGGUACACUCUGUGACAACGUCGAGGUUGACCCUGAAAAUGGUGACCUUUGGUUAGGCUGUCACCCUAAUGCAUGGAAGGCUCUCAUGUUUGACCCCAAAGACCCACCAGGAUCAGAGAUCAUCCGUAUCCAGAAUGUUCAUUCUGAUCAGCCUGUGGUUACACAGGUGUAUGCAGACAAUGGACAUGUGAUCAUGGGCUCUUCGGUAGCCGCUUCGUAUGGAGGGAAGUUGCUCAUUGGCUCUGUGUUCCACAAAGCCUUGUGCUGUGAUUUACAGUAGACAAUGAAAGCAAACACUGCCACUCACUUUAACACAUGAGAGGGGAAAAAAAAUCUC